Messenger RNA from Aphis gossypii (cotton aphid), 5103 nucleotides. RefSeq names its product facilitated trehalose transporter Tret1-like. The record is from RefSeq and is a predicted model, not a curated record. Gene Ontology annotation, molecular function: sugar transmembrane transporter activity. The coding region runs from base 783 to 2777 and encodes 664 amino acids. The transcript has 9 exons. Gene Ontology annotation, biological process: carbohydrate transport; transmembrane transport. Lineage: Eukaryota; Metazoa; Arthropoda; Insecta; Hemiptera; Aphididae. Gene Ontology annotation, cellular component: membrane.
ACGCACCGCACACCGCACCGUCUACAAUAGUAUUACAUGCCCAACUAUUAUAUUAUAAUACAGACCGCGACCGCAUUUUUUUCACAUAUAAUUUACCAGAGAUACCAAUAUUAUAAUAGUAAUAUAUAUAUAUAUUUAAUACACCUACGUAGUACCAGUAGUAGUGCAAUUUUUUUUUGUAUAUAUAAGUACGCUCGCGAGUGAAUCAUUCGCUGUAUUAUACGUACGCAUCACGCUCGCACAGAGUCGCGUCACUGCACGGCUUACGGUUUUUUUAUUUUUAAUAUUAUUAUAAUACAGCAUAAUUUAGGUACACGUCACGUGUACAGAUAAAUCUCUGUGUAUACACAUAUAUAUAUAUACGUAUAAACGAACACAUAACGUUUAGAGUAAAUAUUUUAUUUCGCGAGUGCGGUCUGUAUUAUUUAUACAGUAUAAAGCUCGGGUUUCGGAGACUCGUAUAGAUCACAUCGUAUUUUGCAGUGCACCGCUAUCGAUCCACUCGCACCGGAACGGUGUGAUUUUCGAUGGGAUUUCGCAAUCCGUACGUGUCGAUACUGUCGGUCGAUUACAAGUUGCGCGCCAAAUUGAUACCACUGAGGUCUUGAUAAUAUAUAUACAUUGUAUAUAUUAUACAUAUCGUAUAGCAGCUACAUUCCAAUUCACGAGUAAAAACAAAAAUUCAUAAGCUCCGUCGACGACUCUCGAACCGUGUCGAGUCAUCGUGAUUGAAUAUUAUACGCAUAAGACAUAAACGAAGACAGAGACAACACAUUUCGAAAAUGGCUUGGAUCAAACGCGGUCGCGGAGAUAAAGCUAUGCAGCAGAUGACGUUCACGAUUGACAUGCCCAUCAGCGAGGACCAGGUGGCCGAGCUGUACGGUGAAGGCGCACGGAUCCACAGCGUACACCACAGGUCCAAGCCGGAGCAGUCCGUGUUCGCGUCCACAAUGUCGUCCAACGCCUCGGUGGACACGACGGUGGGCUCGACCGCGGCGCUCAUACACAGCCACGCGGCCAAAGUCAAGAAGAAGAAGUACGCAUUCCUCAGGCAGGGCCACGGCGGCAACGCCCAACAGUCGGCUUCGGCCGCUUCCAACAACGGUUACUUGACCGGCCGCCACUGCCGGGACGCCGCCAUACACAGCCAAAAGGAGCUGAACAUCCGGUUGGCCACGCCCACCGUGCCAAACUUUAUCGAUCAGAUUCUCAAGAAGAAACAGGCCACCGAACAGGUGUCCGCGAAGCGUCUGAGCAGCGACGACGACGACGACGACUGUGACGACGACCGGGACGACGACGAAGACGACGUAUUCCUGCAGGACCUCAAGUCCGCCGCAAAAAUCCGGACGCCGCAGAACACAUACGUCCCACAGAUCCUUGCUUCGUUAACAGUAUCAUUAUGCUCAAUGGUAGUUGGAUUCGCGUCCGCUUACACGUCACCCGCCUUACCGUCGAUGAACAGACCAGGCAGUCCGCUGUCCGUAACCGAGGAAGAAGGUUCAUGGAUUGGCAGUCUCAUGCCGCUAGCAGCACUCAUCGGUGGCAUGGCUGGCGGACCCCUUAUCGAGUCCAUUGGUAGAAAAACCACUAUACUCGCUACCGGAAUACCUUUUAUUAUUUCCUUUAUUCUGAUAGCGAUGGCUGUUAACGUGCAAAUGGUAAUGGCUGGUCGUGCUAUAGCUGGAUUCUGUGUAGGAGUGGCUUCAUUAGGUCUUCCUGUAUACUUAGGAGAAACUGUACAACCUCAAGUCAGAGGGACAUUGGGUCUUUUGCCUACCACACUCGGCAACAGUGGAAUUUUGUUAUGUUUUAUUGCUGGCAAAUACCUUAACUGGCAGAUGCUAGCUAUCCUCGGUGCUUGUAUCCCUAUACCGUUCUUGGUGUGCAUGUUCCUCAUCCCCGAAACUCCGCAAUGGUACAUAAGCAGAAACAAAAGCAAGAAAGCGAAAAAAGCUCUUCAGUGGCUGCGGGGAAAGGAUGCGGACGUAACGCAAGAAUUCAGUGAGAUCGAAAAAGCUAAUCACAUGGGCAAAAACGAAGAAAUGCCCGGAUAUCUAAGCUUAUUCUCCAAGAUGUACUCAAAACCCUUGCUUAUAUCUAUGGGACUCAUGUUGUUCCAACAGCUCAGCGGAAUCAAUGCAGUCAUUUUUUACACCGUCAAAAUUUUUAAGGAAGCAGGAAGCACCAUUGACGAAAACUUAUGCACCAUCAUCGUAGGUAUCGUCAAUUUCUUGUCCACUUUCAUAGCAACUGGUCUCAUCGACAAGCUUGGUCGCAAGAUCUUGUUGUAUGCGUCCAGUACUACGAUGGCCGUUACACUAAUCACUCUCGGAACGUUCUUCAACUACAAAAACAAUGGUUACGACGUGUCUCAGUACGGAUGGUUGCCUUUAGUCAGUUUUGUAUUUUUCAUCAUCGGAUUUGCUAUCGGCUUUGGGCCAAUUCCGUGGCUGAUGAUGGGUGAAAUUUUGCCAGCCAAAAUCCGGGGCACGGCUGCUUCAUUGGCGACAGCUUUCAACUGGGCCUGCACAUUCUUAGUUACCAAGACGUUCGCCGAUUUAUUGCGAGUCUUCGGCACAGACGGCACCUUUUGGAUGUUUGGAGGCAUCUGUCUGAUGGGCCUGAUAUUCAUCAUAUUCUGCGUGCCCGAGACUCAGGGUAAGAGCCUAGAGGACAUCGAACGAAACUUGACCGGCGUAGGCAAAGGUCCAGUCAGGCAAGUGAGGAGGAUGAGCUCGAUAGCGCAUCUAAAACCACUUCCGAUGGCCAUUUAAACGACAGAAAAAAUAAUAACAUUUUAUUAUGUAUUAACUAUGUAAGAAAAUCGGCGUAUAUAUAUAUACAUAUAUAUAUAUUAUAAUAAUAAUAUUAUACAUCAAUUUUUCUUCGGAACAUUUUCGGAAAUUACAAAAUAUAAAAUCCGCAAGCUUAUUUUCAUGCGCGUGCCUCUUUUAAUAUUUUACAAUAAAAAUUAAAUUUUUAUCAUUUUAACUUUUUAAUUUUAUAAUAUGUAAAUGUGCAUAGACCAUUUUAAAAACGCAUUAGACUGCACUGUUCUAAAGUGUUAUUAUAUAAUGGUGCUAAAAUAUUUCAGACAAUAAUUAAAAAAUAAAAAUGACUUUUUUUUAAAUUUAUAUAAUAUUAACUAUAUAUAUACAUAAACAUAAAAAAUAUGAUAACAAAAAUAAUAUCGACGAAGGCCGUCUUAUUGCGUUUCCACAUUCCGGAGAGUAGGUGAAGUUCCAAUUUUUUUAUAUUAAAUUAUUAUUAUUAUUAUUAUUAUUAUUAUUCGUGCUGUGAUAGUGACAGAGCAUCCCCUCCCUCCUACCGUUGUAUGAUAAUGUUUACACCGUGAUACACGUUUAUAACAUUAUAUUUAUCUAUAGAUCAAAUACCGAUUUUUACGAACGGGUAAAUAAACCUUCUCAUAAACCCUUCGAGUUUUUUUUUAUUCGACUUAAGAAUUUAAUAGUAUGAUACGUAUAUAAUAAAUAUAUAUAUGUGUAUAUGUAUAUAUACAUAUAUAUUAUAUAAUUAUAGUUGGGCACUCGUUAUUGUACUUACAAUUUAAUUCAUUAUUACACUAUAAUACUAUAUAUACCUACCUUUAAUAUAAUAUGUCGAUACGCUUAAGCCACAUUUUUAUAUAGGGGGAGGCCUUCAAGUCCGUGAAGGUGUGUGUGUGUGUGUGUGUGUUUAGAUUAACGUUUUUAAUAUUAUUAUUAUUAUUAUGUAGGUGUAAAAUACGUAAUUGUAACACUAUGUAUACCGUUUAAUAGAUCGGUGAACAAACGACGUUUCUAAGUGUUUUUUUAAACGAUUUUUACUUUACAGUAUACUUGGUACCUAUAUUUUUUUCGUUUUUCCAAUUCGUUAUAGUUAAAACCACAUAUAUGAUUCUAUUUACAUAUUGUGUAAUAUAACGGAUCGCGAAACCGGAAAGUAAAUAAUUAUUAUAAAAUUGUGCAUCGAGUUAUAGCUAAAUUUAAAAUACAGUAUAACUGCGACGAAAAGACGACUUUUUUACGAAUAUCAAAAAAAAAAAAAUAGUCAUUCAUUCGCAAAAAGCUACCCAAUCGUGAGUAUGUACAACAUAAUAUGAUCGAUAUUCGAAAAACCGAUAUACAUAUAUAUAUAUAUUGUAUAUAUGCACGCCUACAAUGUGGGGUAGGUUAUUACAAGUUUAUUAUCGAUACAAUUUUUAUAACGACUAGACUGUUAUUGAUUUUUUUUUUUUUAUCAAUGUUUUACUGUGAUUUAAUAUUAUUAUGUUAUAUAAUAAUAUUAAUAUUGAAAAGCCUCGCGUAAAAAUCGUUUUUUACCAAGUAAAUAUAUUAUUAACACAAAUACUUACUGAAGUCGACUUUAAAAUCAUCGUCGUUUUUUUUCCAAUCAGGCGGGCAAACUUUGUGAUUUUAUUAUUAUUAUAUAUAUAUAUAUAUUUUUUUUUUUUUUUUGUAUUAAAUUUAGUUACCAAUAUAUUAAACUAUGAGAUUUUUUUCUUUUGUUAGGACAUUAUUAUUUAUUAGAACAAUAUAUUAUAGAUUCUUGGAUGACAUGUUAUUUAUUUCUAGAUUUAUUUAAAUUAUAAUAUAGAUUUAUCAUUGUGUUUUGAGCUCAAAUCACUCAUAAAAAAAAAAAAAAAAAAAAAAUGUAGUACAUAUUAUAUAUUUAUAUUGUCAAUUAAAAGAAUAAAAUAAAAGCAAUAGAUAUUAUUACUACCAGCCGUAAACCUAAAGUUAAUGAAUUAACAACACAUUCCAUAUUUUACAAAAUUAUUUAGUAGUGUAUCAAAAAAUGUAUGAAAUAUGAUUUUAUUUUAUUUUUAUUUUUUUUUUAAUUUGACGUAUAUUAUUUCUGUUUUAAAGAAAAAACAAAACAUUUUUGUGGCUUAAGUACGUUUGUCGAAGAUGCGUUAAUUCAUAAUUAUAAUAUAUUUAUUAUUUAAUAUACAUUUUUAGAGACUUAAACUUUUUUUAUGAAACGAACAUACGAUAAAAUAUUAUUUUAUUUAUUUUUGUAUUACAAAAUUAUUUGAAUGUUUAGUGUUUGAACAUUGUUUAAUUUAUGUGUACAAAUAAACAUUAUUUGUUAAAAAUA